Messenger RNA from Epinephelus lanceolatus (giant grouper), 1192 nucleotides. RefSeq names its product CD209 antigen-like protein C. The record is from RefSeq and is a predicted model, not a curated record. NCBI's taxonomy places the organism in Eukaryota, Metazoa, Chordata, Actinopteri, Perciformes, Serranidae.
AUGUCAGUGGCACUGAACUGCAAGUCACUGGAGGCUGGGGAAGACAGUGUGAACCUGAUGGCUUAUGAUGGCAGAUCAAAGUAUGGAUGCCGAUCUCAAAUGUCAGUGUGGAUUGGAGCUGCUGGAGUGUGUCUGGGGCUUCUUCUGCUGAUUCUGAUCUUAGGUGUGGUGGCCCACAAUUCCGGUGCCAUCAGUCACUGGGACGUGAAGUGUGAAAACCUGAUCUACAGCCUGACUGUCGACAGAGACAAUCUGAGAAAUGAGCUGGACCAACUGAAGAUUCAAUCCAGCAACCUGACGAGAGAUAUGGAGGUACUUCAGAGCCAAUACAACACCAUGGCGGCGAGUCGAGAUAAACUACAAGAGGAGGUCAUAAGGUUAAACGAGACACUCAGAACCAGAAGCAAAGACUCAAACAGAACAGGUCAACCUUGCAUCCAAGGAUGGAAAACAUUCAGGAACAAGUGCUACUAUUUCUCUCCCAGCGGAGUGACUAAAACCUGGGACGCCAGCAGGAAAGACUGUAAAGAAAGAGGAGCAGACCUGGUGAUUAUAACCACACAGGAAGAGCUGAUAUUUGUCAGCAAAAUGUAUGCAGUCACCUGGAUCGGUUUGACUGACAGAGAGCAGGAGAACAUGUGGAAGUGGGUGGAUGGGACUGAUCUAGUAGGCGAAUUCUGGCAAGCCGGGGAGCCCAAUAAUAGUGAUGGAGGUGAGGAUUGUGCUGAGGUCUCACGUUCGGCAAAGAAAUUUAAUGAUGUGCCUUGUAGCAGAAAAUUUUCAUGGGCAUGUGAGGCUUGAAUCCCUGUGGCUAGCCAUUCAUUUGUCUUUCACUUCAUGUAAUUCAAGCCCUAUCAGCCAUUGUACAGUAGGCUAACCCACUGCCUCAUGAUCUGAUUGUUAUUACUCUUCCAUACAAUAAUAGACAGCCCUUCAAAUAUACUGUUACUUUAUUAUUUUUUUAAUUUCUUUUAUGAAAUAAAAGCACUAAAUAAAUAUAAAUGUGAUAUAUCCAUUGAAUGAGCUUCCUUUAGUUUUCAUUAUCUUACUUAUUAAUAUUUUGUUCCUACUUGUAUCAAUAAUUUGUAAUUAAAAGCAAAAAAAAUACAAGUGUAAGCACAAAGUUGUAUCUUCUGGAUGUUUUCUUCGACUGCUUCUAAAAUAAACAAUAAAAACAUGGAAAAUAGAAUAA